Messenger RNA from Morchella importuna, 1299 nucleotides. RefSeq lists its product as uncharacterized. The coding region runs from base 1 to 1299 and encodes 432 amino acids. The record is from RefSeq and is a predicted model, not a curated record. Lineage: Eukaryota; Fungi; Ascomycota; Pezizomycetes; Pezizales; Morchellaceae. The transcript has a single exon.
AUGUCACUCGGUCGUUGUCGUGCCUACCACCGGCGUUAUUUCCGCCAUCAAUAUCAUCCAUUAGUUAGCACCUCAUCGACCAACCCCACAAAUCUCUCCACACCUCUCCACACUUCCCCCCCCCACACCUCUCCACAGCACAAUCACAAUGUCCUACUUCCCCCCGACCCCGACCCCCCCCGUCGAACCUACCUCCCCAAACCCCCCACCCCUCACACCCUCCUCAUCAAGCUCCCCCUCGCCACCUCCCUCAUCGCCAACCCCCUCCUCGCCUGGCAACACCACACCUAUGUCACCACCACCAUCAACCCCCUCCUCUCCCCCCCGCUCUCCACCAACCAAUCCCGCAUCACCCUCCGCGCCCACUUUGCAAUCCUCGUCACGCUCUCCCUCCUCCUCACCCUCUCCAACGGCAUCCUCGCAUCCCACUUUCUCCGCCACACCCUCGUCGCGCUGGCUAGUCUGCGCGAAUGGAUAGACCUGCGCUCGCCGCUGCGCCCCGCGCUCACAAAGUGCCUCUGGCGCACCUUCACGACGCUGGCGAUGCUGGUGGCCACGGCGGCGGCGCUGCUGUUUACGGUCGCGCAGUUUGUGAGCCCGUUUGUGACGCCCGGCGUGGCGUGGGAGCGCCGGUACGAGGGCGCGUGUGCUGCCGGGUUGGACGUGAGGGUUUUCUUGGACGCGGCGGACGCGCGCCCGGCGAGGAGUGUGCUGUUUGGGGAUUUGAGGAGCUUGGGGAGCUAUAGGAUGGCUAUGGAGGACGAGGAGGCUGGAGGAGAAGGGGGGCUAGGGGGUGGGGGUGGGGGUGGGGGGGGGAGGAGUAAUUUCUCGGUGGUCUCGGCGAGGGAUGGCCAUGGCGGGUUUGUGCCGAGGUUUGGGAGCGUGCUGUAUGAUGUCCCGCAGCGGCGACUGAGGGCGUACGACGAGGGCGGGGCGCUGGCGAUGGAGAGCGUGUUUGGGCUUGGGGAUGAGUUUGGGGUUGAGGCGCUGGGGCUGGAGGGGGAUGCGGGGCCGUUUGCGAGAAGGUGUGUUUUUGAUCCUACUGUGGAGGUGUGGGAGACGGGGAGAAGAAGGGAGGAGGGAGAUGGGAAGGGGACGGUGGUGAUGAGGACGGUGCAGUUCACAAUCUGCGGGCAGCUGCAGCUGUGUGCGCGGCGCGACCAGUGGGAUCGUGUGCAGGUGGUGGCGGGGCUGCUGAUGCUCAUGAGGAGGGAGAGGCCGUGUGGGUGUUGCAAGGGGAGUGUGAUCCCGGGGGUGGCGGGGAGGGAUGCGGGGUGGGAUGGGAAGGGGGUGCUUUGA